GGAACACCCUUCGACAUGGCCCGGAUGCUGUUGCUCAUCUUCAUCACGGUCCAUCCAGGAUCCUGUGCUCUCUGGGUGUCCCAGCCCCCUGAGAUCCGUACCCAGGAGGGCACCCCUGCCUUCCUGCCCUGUUCCUUCAAUGCCAGCCAAGGGAAAUUGGCCAUUGGUUCUGUCACAUGGUACCAGGACAAAGUGGCCCCAGGGAAGGAGGUGAGGAAUGAGACUUCAGAGUUCAGGGGCCGCCUGGCCCCUCUUCCCUCUUCCCGCUUCCUCUGUGACCACCAGGCGGAGCUGCACAUCUGGGACACCCGAGCCCGUGACGCCGGAGUCUACGUGUGCAGGGUGGAGGUGCUGGGCCUGGGUGUCGGAACAGGGAAUGGGACUCUGCUGGUGGUGGAGAAAGGACCUCCUCAGCUAGCUGCCGGCACAGUCUUCCUCCUUCGGGCUGGGUUCUAUGCCUUCAGCUUUCUCUCAGUGGCCAUGGGCAGCACCAUCUAUUACCAGGGCAAAUGCCACUGUCACAUGGGAACACACUGCCACUCCUUGGAUGGCCUCUGA
Messenger RNA from Eubalaena glacialis (North Atlantic right whale), 558 nucleotides. RefSeq names its product natural cytotoxicity triggering receptor 3 (gene NCR3). Lineage: Eukaryota; Metazoa; Chordata; Mammalia; Artiodactyla; Balaenidae. Bases 16 to 558 code for a protein of 180 amino acids. The record is from RefSeq and is a predicted model, not a curated record. Gene Ontology annotation, biological process: immune response-activating cell surface receptor signaling pathway; natural killer cell activation; positive regulation of natural killer cell mediated cytotoxicity. The transcript has 4 exons.